Messenger RNA from Cryptococcus deneoformans JEC21, 2415 nucleotides. RefSeq lists its product as hypothetical. NCBI's taxonomy places the organism in Eukaryota, Fungi, Basidiomycota, Tremellomycetes, Tremellales, Cryptococcaceae. The coding region runs from base 41 to 2362 and encodes 773 amino acids. The record is from RefSeq and is a predicted model, not a curated record. The transcript is spliced from 9 exons. Gene Ontology annotation, molecular function: pseudouridylate synthase activity; kinase activity.
GCUUCUUGAAAACUUACCGUUCUUAUCUAUUCUGAAUCUUAUGCUUUUGAAGUCAGCUAUUCGCUGCAGGACCCCGUCUAGGUUGGCGUAUGGGUUCAGUGUCUCUCGACACCUUUCCAACGUUGCAACGGCUAAGAAGCUUUGGGGAGACAGCCUCGUCUUCUCUGAAGAGGUAGAGGCAGCACUGCAUGCUCGCUCCCCAAUUGUGGCGUUGGAAUCAACAAUCAUUACUCAUGGCAUGCCGCAUCCUGUCAAUUUGGAAACCGCGCAAUCCGUCGAAUCCAUCAUUCGCGCUUCUUCAGCUGUCCCGGCUACCAUUGCUAUUAUCAAUGGCAAGAUCCAUGUUGGACUAAGUUCCCGGCAACUCGAGGGAAUCGCAGAUGUUAGCACGGGGCUGGGCAAGGGAUCGGUCAAAGUUUCAAGGCGAGAUCUUGCUCCGACUUUAGCCCUUAGGAGGACUGGCGGUACCACGGUGGCAGGGACGAUGUACAUCGCCAACAGUGUUGGUAUUCACGUCUUCGUCACAGGCGGUAUUGGAGGCGUUCACCGUGGUGCCGAGAACAGUAUGGAUAUCUCUGCGGACCUCAUUGAACUUGGACGCACCCCCAUGGCCGUCGUUUGUGCAGGCGCAAAAUCCAUCCUCGACAUUCCUCGAACCCUUGAAGUUCUUGAGACUCAAGGCGUCUGCGUGGCUACCUAUGGAGGAAACUCCGAGUUCCCGGCUUUCUACCACCCGAGCUCGGGAUGCGAGAGUCCGUGGUCUGUACCGGAUAUCAAAUCCGCUGCCAAUCUAGUCUAUGCCUCUCUUAAUCUUCCCACGCCUCUCAGUGCUCUUCUCGCUGUUCCAAUUCCUUCCGAGCACGCCGAUGCUGGCCUUACGGUACAGAAGGCUGUCGAGCAAGCGGCACGCGAGUCUGUUGAACAAGGCAUCGACAAGAGGGGUAAAGAAGUCACUCCUUGGUUGCUGAAGCGUGUUGGAGAGCUUACUAGGGGUACUGCAUUGGGACUUAACAUCAAGCUUUAUGAGAACAAUGCCAGGAUUGGUAGUCAAGUUGCGGUACAGGUUUCCAAGCUCUUCAGGGAACAGAAAGAUGCAUCCUCUGCCCUCUACAUCCCGGUCUCCUCAUCAGAAUCUUUCCCUAAGCCGGAGUUGAAGAAUGAAUCUCCCAAGCUCGCGCUACCCAACACAUCUACUCAGUCUUCUCUACCUUCCCCCUCUACCCUCGUUUUUGGUUCUGCCGCGGUCGAUCUCACUUCCACUUCAACGCAUAGUCUCGCACCCCGCACAACCACUCCUGGAGAAGUGUUCGUUUCUCCCGGUGGGGUGGGUCGUAACAUUGCCGAGGCUGCUCAAAAUCUCCUUCCUCCUAAUUCCGUUCAGCUUGUCUCUGCAUAUGGAUCCGUCUCUGGCUCAUCUGAAAGCGAUACGACAGAGCCUGAUGCUUUCGGGAAGCUCUUGCUAUUUGAACUUGCAGGUGCCAACAUGAGAGCAGAUGGUCUUGUGGGCAAGGAAGGGCGAAAUACGGCAGUUUGCAGUUUGACCUUGGAAAAAGAUGGGGAUUUGGUUGCGGGAGUUGCUGAUAUGGGUAUUGUGGAAACUUUGACUGAGGAAUUUGUCGCACGAAAAAUUGACGAGGAAAAGCCUGAGAUGGUCGUCUUUGAUUUGAAUCUUCUUGAAGGGGUAGUCAAGGCCAUUCUAACGGCGUGCCAAACCCUCAACGUCCCUACAUUUUGUGAUCCUACCUCUACUCCCAAACUCCCUCGCCUUAUUCCAGCUCUUAACAUCCUCCUCCCAUCUUCACCUUCCUUCCCUCGGCCGCUCACCCACCUCACUCCCAACCUUCUCGAACUUGACCUUCUUCAUUCUCUCUUGAGCUCGUCUGCUUCUGACGAUACUUCCUCCAUCACCUGGGAAUUUAUCAACUCCCUAGGGCUUGACGGGGACUGGCGUGCAAAAGUCGAACGGUUCACCAAUGUCAAUGGAAGAGAGUGGAUCAACGUUAACGGGGUCGUUCAAAAAAUGGUUUCUUGUCUUCCUUAUGUUGCUUCAUUUUGGGUAAAAGCUGGACAAAGAGGACUUUUGCACCUCCGAAUGACAUCGGUGCCUCCUCAGCCAUCACCUGAUACACUGGUUCAUCCCCUCGCCGGACAGCACCAUGGGAAAUACUUGGCUUUUACGCAUUACACGCCCCCCGUUAUCAAACCUGAAGAGAUAAUCAGUACGACAGGAGCGGGAGAUACAUUGGCAGGUGGGUUAGUAGCUGGUUUGGUGGGCGGCAAAGGUGAGCCCGAAGAAAUUUGGGUUAGAAGGGCUUUGGAUCGUGUGGGGAGAAGUCUCAGGAAUCGACGGGCUGUUGGAUAGGUUAUUCCGAUAGUAGCUUUGUUUUUGGGAACAAUAUGGUUGCAUUUCAUGGA